UUUAUUUCUUCACUCACUUUUGAUCGAGGCUGUUGUUCCUUGUGUUCUUGUUGUUGUUGUCGACGACUGUACUUGCUAGCUAGAUUGAUUGACAAUGGUUGACUCUGUGCUUUCCCCCAAUCGUUCGGUUCCAAACCAAGUUCUGGGAGAGAAGAUUUCCUCCCCCAAUGGCUUCGGCAAUGGUAAAGGGGCUGAGCUUCCCAUGAAAAGCAACGAGAACAUCGUCGCUGAUGUUCCGCCAGGAGAAGACAAGGAAAAUGGUGCUGUAAUGCAAGUCAAUACCACGGAAGAAGUAGCAAUGGAUAGCGAAGAUCCCAAUCCUUCUCCCAAGCGAGACGCGGAUGCGCUGUCGGGAGAAGAGGAAGAAUCUCCCCGCCUCGACAAGCGGCCUCGCAAAAGCUUUGACGACACGGCAACUGUCAAUACGCAAACCGAAACAGUCACCUCUCAAUCAACCUCUUCCACCAAAAGUUCGGUGGAAGUCGUCCUUGCCGACCUUGCCAAAGCCAAAGAGUUGCUAGAAGAGUCCAAGAGCACAUUGACGUUGCUUCGGGAGCAUCAGCAGAAACUCGCCACCAACGGAUGUGGCAUGAAGGAACGAAUCGCAGCGUUUGACCAAGAACUUUCCAAUUUGAAAGAAACUCACGUCGCCAAUGGAAAGGAAUUGGACAAGGUCCUCGCCAUUCGAGACUCUGCCAAGGAACUCUUUGUCAAGGCAGCUGGAAUGUUGAAACAGAUUGGUGACAAUCGUCGAAACUCAACCACAGACAAAGACAAACCAAAAGAGUCUGUGGAAUCACCAGUGAUUGCCGACAACGUUAAGGAAGAAGACGAACUAACCGUCGCAGAAGUCACACCCGUGGAAACGGACAAGGAAAAGCAGGAAGAAACAACAAUCGAAGCGGAAGUUUCCGAGGAGGCCACGGUAGAAGCGAUUGACGAACAGGAACUUGAUGAGCUCACUACAGUACUAGUACCCACUACGGCAUGCGAGGACCUACCAGAGGAAGAAAAGUCAUUCAAAGAAGAUGACAAAGCUGAAAAGGAUGAAAUGGAAGUGCCAUCCGAGGAACCCCCUCAGAAAGAAGAAGAAGAAGAAACCAUCGAAAUGACGGGGAUUUCUGUCGAAAAAGUCACAGAGGCAGAGGGCGAAGAGGAAACGAAGGAACCUCUUGUUGGCACUGAUACCGAUGCAAUCAAAGGCCUCGACCAAGAGGAAGCACCAUCGUUCGACGAAGGAGCUAACAAGUGCGGCACGGACGGAACCGAAGACGACCAAAAGAUGGAGACAUGCCCUUCCAAUGACACAUCAUGCAAAUCCUCCAAUACUGCGAGCAUUGAUGACACUCUUGCACUUGAGCUUCAGAAUGGUGCAAGCAGUGAUUCCGAGGAUGACUCGCUCAUUUCCAUGUAGAUCCUGCCGCAAUAAGCAUGUUUUUAGUAUAUGACAAGUGAUUCAGGACAGAACUGCAAGCAUUCCAGCGCCAAGUUAGAAUCACCAAGACUCUACUUGUACUACCGAUAAUGGACGGCGUGGACGGGACUUUUACGAAAAGUAGCAUAGAAAACUAUAACACAACAUAAAGCUAGAUCGAAGGUGUGUGUUGGACACCCCAGCUUC
Molecule: messenger RNA, 1621 nt
Organism: Seminavis robusta
Lineage: Eukaryota; Bacillariophyta; Bacillariophyceae; Naviculales; Naviculaceae
Source: the annotation of a GenBank genome assembly